This is a messenger RNA of Adineta steineri, 891 nucleotides long. The record is from the annotation of a GenBank genome assembly. Lineage: Eukaryota; Metazoa; Rotifera; Eurotatoria; Adinetida; Adinetidae.
AUGCAAUGGUUUUCGUUAUUCAUUCUUUGUGCCCUUGUAUGUACCGUUCUAUGUGACAAACCUACUAAAAAACCUUCAUCGAAGUUCAAGACCACGAGAAAACCACUUCAGAAAAAGCCUGAUUCGAAGACUGUCGCCGUAAAGCCGAACAUAGAUGUCUACAAAUAUCUCACAAAAUUUGGCUAUAAUCCAUGUGCAAAUUCUACUAAGUCGAAGCCAACAGAUGAAUCUGGUCCAUUAUGUUCUACAAAUCUGGCAUCGAUGGUUGAAGCCUUUCAAAUCGCUUAUGGCUUAAAUGUAACUAAGAAACUCGAUGCCGCUACAGAGAAGCUGAUGCGAACACCGCGAUGUAGUCUGCCAGAUUAUCCACCAGCAUUUACCGAUAGAGGAAAGCUGUGGCCAAAGAAUCGCACACUCACGUGGAAACUGGAAAACAGUCGUUCGCCCUUCGACAAAUCAAAAAUUCGUAAAUAUAUUCAACAAGCAUUUAAUGAUUGGGCCAUUCAUAGUGGAUUAACCUUUCGCGAAGCAUCUGAGAAUGCAAAAGCUGAUUUUACUUUGACUUUUGCGAAUGAUGAACAUGGAGAUGGAUUUCCACAUGACGGGCCUGGAGGAACUCUAGCUCAUGCUUUCCCUCCCUGGGAUCCUCGCACUCGCGGAACAUCUCAUUAUGAUCUCGCGGAAGAUUGGUCGGACACGUAUGAUGGUGUGGGUAUUAAUUUUCGCCUAGUUGCCUCGCAUGAAAUCGGACACAAUCUUGGACUUGGACAUAACACUCUAGAAUCCAAAGCACUUAUGAAUCCAUAUUAUCAACUAUUUGAACCAACGGACAUGUUACCGAAACCAGUAAGUAAAGUACUUCUUCGCUUCAUAAACCAUCCUCAUAUGUAA